This is a messenger RNA of Salvia miltiorrhiza (redroot sage), 3128 nucleotides long. RefSeq names its product probable inactive ATP-dependent zinc metalloprotease FTSHI 2, chloroplastic. Gene Ontology annotation, molecular function: metalloendopeptidase activity; ATP hydrolysis activity; ATP binding. The coding region runs from base 228 to 2843 and encodes 871 amino acids. The record is from RefSeq and is a predicted model, not a curated record. Lineage: Eukaryota; Viridiplantae; Streptophyta; Magnoliopsida; Lamiales; Lamiaceae. The transcript is spliced from 12 exons. Gene Ontology annotation, biological process: proteolysis. Gene Ontology annotation, cellular component: chloroplast thylakoid.
UCCAAAGUAAAUGGGCUCUCAGCUUUUGGUCCACUUCGAAAUUAUUGAAAGCUGGUGAUGAUAGCGUUUGAACCCACCCGUUUGGGCCAUUGCCGCCGGUUAAUCAUCUCCUUCUCCAACACGCUGCCGCGCCGGCGCCGGCAAUUUCGUAGAAAUAAUCGACUCAUAGAACUUUGCUAAUGUUCGAUUGCUUGUUUCCCCUCACGCGAUUAACUUAACCGAUUCUCAUGGCUUGUAAUUCCAACUUCAAUCCCUGGUUCUCGCGCUCAGUGCCUCUCCCAAAGCGCCAUAAAGCCAGAACCCUAAUUCCAAUUUUAUGCAGCUCGAGCGCUAACCCAGAGAAUGCAGAAGAAUCGAAGAAAUUGAAGAGAACUCCACUGGAACUAGUCAAGUACUCAGUAACAAUGACUGUGGUCUCGGCCUCAAUUCCGCAGGCCGCUUCGGCCGCGGCGAAAGUCUCGGAGAAGAAGCGAUUGGGGAAAAAAACCGAGUCUUUGACCCCAGAGGAGUUGCUGAAAUGGACGAAGGGGCUGCCUGUGGUAUCCCAGAGGCUUCCCUACAGCGAAGUCUUGGACUUGAAGAGAGAAAAUAAGGUCAAGCACAUUGUGAAGCCGCCGAGCGCGGCGCUGCGGCAGCGGCCCGAGGUGGUUUUGGUGGUUAUGGAGGAUAAUAAGGUGGUUAGGGCAGUGUUGCCUUCAGCUGAGAGUGAUUCCAAAUUCUGGAAAGAAUGGGAUGAGCUGAAGACUGAUGGAAUCUGUAUGAAUGCGUACAGUCCCUCUUUGAAGAAGCCUGAUAUCCCAGAGCCUUAUCUCGGGUUCUUGUCGAAGAUUCCAAUAUGGAUGUUUUCAUUGGUGAAGCAGAGGCCUCUGUCGAAGAAGGCAUUGGAGCUUAAGAGGAUGAGGGAGGAUUUCAAGAGGAGGAAAAACGAGGAGCUGGCGAGGAUGAGGGCAGAGAGGGUGACGAUGGAGAAGGCAAUGAAGAUGCAGAAGAAGAUGGAGGAAAGGGAGAAGAGGAGGGAGAUGAAGAGGGUGAAGUAUGAGGAGUCGCUGCGCCAGGCACGCGAGAGCUCCGAGGAUAUGGCCAUAAUUUGGGAUAAAUUAGCUAGUGAUUCGAAUGUGGCAACGGCUCUUGGGUUUGUUUUCUUUUAUAUAUUUUAUAGGACUGUUGUUCUCAACUAUCGGAAGCAGAAGAAGGAUUAUGAGGAUAGGCUGAAGAUAGAGAGGGCGGAGGCUGAGGAGAAGAAGAAGAUGAGGGAGUUGGAGAGGGAAAUGGCGGGAAUUGAGGAGGAGGAUGAUGAGGAGGAAGGGGGUGCUAAGGGGGAAGAUAAUCCUUACUCGAAAAUGGCAAAACAGUUCAUGAAGUCUGGUGCUCGAGUUAGGCGGGCGCAGAAUAGGAGGCUUCCACAGUACUUAGAGAGGGGUGUGGAUGUGAAGUUUACGGAUGUUGCAGGGCUUGGGAAAAUCCGGCUUGAGCUUGAAGAGAUUGUGAAAUUCUUUACCCAUGGGGACAUGUAUCGCAGGCGUGGUGUCAAAAUACCAGGUGGUAUACUUCUUUGUGGCCCUCCCGGAGUGGGGAAGACAUUAUUAGCAAAAGCCGUUGCUGGUGAGGCAGGUGUAAACUUCUUCUCCAUAUCUGCAUCUCAGUUUGUCGAAAUAUAUGUGGGAGUUGGUGCUUCUCGUGUUCGAGCACUGUAUCAAGAAGCAAGGGACAAUGCUCCAUCUGUUGUUUUCAUUGAUGAACUGGAUGCUGUUGGAAGAGCACGUGGUUUGAUUAAGGGGUCUGGUGGACAAGAACGCGAUGCUACGUUAAAUCAGCUUCUUGUGUGCCUGGAUGGGUUUGAAGGCAGAGGAGAAGUCAUUACUAUUGCUUCUACAAAUAGGCCAGACAUUUUGGAUACGGCACUUGUCAGACCAGGGAGGUUCGACCGGAAAAUAUUCAUUCCCAAGCCUGGACUGAUUGGUCGUGUUGAGAUUCUGAAGGUUCAUGCUAGGAAGAAACCAAUGGCCCCUGAUGUGGAUUACUUGGCUGUUGCCACUAUGACUGAUGGAAUGGUUGGUGCUGAGCUAGCCAACAUCAUUGAGGUUGCUGCUAUCAACAUGAUGCGUGAUGAAAGAACCGAGAUUACUACUGAUGAUUUGUUACAAGCUGCACAAAUAGAAGAAAGAGGGAUGCUAGAUAAAAGAGAGAGAAGCCCUGAGAUUUGGAAGCAAGUAGCUAUAAAUGAAGCCGCAAUGGCUAUAGUUGCUGUCAAUUUCCCUGAUCUUAGAAAUAUCGAGUUUGUGACAAUUUCUCCGAGAGCUGGAAGAGAUUUGGGUUAUGUACGCCUGAAAAUGGACCACAUUAAAUUUAAGGAAGGAAUGUUGAGCCGGCAGUCUCUCUUGGAUCACAUCACUGUUCAACUUGCACCGCGUGCAGCGGAUGAGCUCUGGUAUGGGAAAGAUCAGUUGAGUACGAUCUGGGCGGAGACAGCGGAUAAUGCUAGAUCUGCUGCACGAACCUUAGUUCUUGGUGGUCUUUCCGGGAAGCAUUAUGGUUUGAACAAUUUCUGGACGGAAGAUAGAAUCGAUGAAAUUGAUUCAGAGGCGCAGCAAAUCCUCGACGUCUGUUAUGAGCGUGCAAAAACGAUUCUUGACCGAAACCGUGAGCUUUUGGAUGCCGUUGUGGAGAGGCUGGUGGAGAAGAAGAGUUUGACCAAGCAAGAAUUCUUCAACUUAGUUGAGUUGCAUGGAUCUCUACAAACUAUGCCACCUACCAUACUUGAUAUGAGGGCCGCGGCACAGUUGCAACUGCAAAAUAUAAUGGCAGGCACCGUGGAAGCAGCUCAUUCGAGCCUUUCAACAUGAUCGUCAAGGCAAAAAUCGGAAGAUGUUGUGUUUUAGCGAUGAGGCCUCGAAGCUUCCAUCAACCGGGAAUGGAGGUAUGGGCGUGCGUCCUCCGUUGACAAUGACAACGUACAGUUUUUGCAGAUUAGGCCGAGUUUGUUGAUGAAUCCCCACCACACUUUAUAGGUCUUGUGUUACUGUGCCUGUUGUAGCGCUUUUUCUAUUGGUUUUUUAAUCGAUUAUUCACCAAAUGUAGAAUAUCCACUCUUAUCUCUUAAUUAUAUCAAAACAUAAUUUUUUUAGUAA